AAACUGCUGUGUGAUACCAGACUGCUGUGUGAUACCACCAACAUGGUUUAGGUUGGUACUUCCGGGUCAAAAGAAACUGGUCGCUUCUUUAAACGUGUUUAGAUGCGUUUAAAACGCAGAGAAACACUGUUUCAUCGGUGACUUUUGCUUUCGUACAUUUUUUUUCGAGAGUACAGCGUGUUUAUGAUACAGAAUCCCCUCGUAACACGGAUUCGGAGAGACGGGGGCUCGAAAAUCUUCUCCAAAAUGGCCGACAGAAGUGACGUGCAAAGUCAAACGGGGCUGCAGCGACUAAACUCUGAAGACAGGAAAACCUGUUGGGUGUGUUUUGCGACAGAAGAAGACGACAGGGCGGCCACGUGGACACAGCCGUGCCGCUGUAAGGGAACCACCCGAUGGGUGCACCACUCCUGCCUGCAGAGGUGGAUCGAUGAGAAGCAGAGGGGACGCAGCAACACUGUGGUGUCCUGUCCGCAGUGUAACACCGAGUACAGAAUCGUUUUCCCCAAACUGGGCCCCCUGAUGUACCUCAUCGAUGUAGCCGACCGUAUCGUGUACAAAGUUGUACCGUAUGCUGCCGCGGGCAUCGUUGUUGGGUCCAUCUACUGGUCAGCUGUGUCGUACGGGGCCUUCACCGUCAUGCAGGUGUUAGGACACAAGGAAGGCCUAGACAUCAUCGAGAGUGUGGACCCCAUCUUCCUAUUGGUCACCUUACCUACAAUACCCAUCAUGCUCAUUCUAGCUAAGAUGAUCCAUUGGGAGGACUAUGUGCUGAGAGUGUGGCGUCGACACUCUUCAAAGAUCCCCCUGCUCAACUACUUGUUCCCAUCCAGACAGGAGGAUAGACAG
Messenger RNA from Branchiostoma floridae (Florida lancelet), 849 nucleotides. RefSeq names its product E3 ubiquitin-protein ligase MARCHF5-like. NCBI's taxonomy places the organism in Eukaryota, Metazoa, Chordata, Leptocardii, Amphioxiformes, Branchiostomatidae. Gene Ontology annotation, molecular function: zinc ion binding. The record is from RefSeq and is a predicted model, not a curated record.